CAGAAGCCAUCCAAACAAGCAGCAGCUCAUUUAGUCAUCCGCUCUGCAUUUUCGGUCAGAGCUUUCUCCUUUACCAUGUUUCCGUUGAGUUGCAGUUUGCAAGUGAAAGUGACCCCAACUCUGCUUAUUUAUAUGCCCGCUCGAGUGACAUUGCUGAUAUGAAUUUUCCAUCCUACCUAUUAACAAUUGCUCGGAUGAAACAAUAUCAGACAUAGGAUGAUUGCCAAACUAAGCAAAGCCUACAAUGUAACAAUUGGAAUUUGGCAAGUGAUCAUUUUGAUCUCUUUGGGCUUCUAUCUCCAUUUACGUCGAAGCAAGUUUGUUUCGGCAGACAAUUUAGCUUAUGUUCCAUCAGAACAAAUUUUUCUCGACUGCGGCUCUUCGGCAGAGAAAAGCCUGUUAUUUGACGGUAGGAACUGGUCAACUGACAUUGGGUCAGAUUUUACUGCUUAUAAUUCAGAUAGCAACUCCACUGUCUCCAGUGCCUCCAUAGGAACAGCAGUCCCAAGAGUCCCUUACAUGACUGCUAGGCUUUUCUACUCCAAAUUUUCUUACACCUUUAAUGUAACCCCAGGCCCAAAGUUCAUUCGUCUUUACUUCUAUCCAGAUUCUUACAGGGGUCUCAAUGUUUCUGAAUCUUUUCUUACUGUCACUUCCGGUCACUACACACUCUUGAGAAAUUUCAGCUGCUACCUUACUGCCAAAUACUUGAACGCGGCGUACUUUUUCAAGGAAUUCAUCAUUCAUGUUGAAAAUCAUACUCUGGAGUUGACAUUCAGCCCCACUUUGGAUGCACCUAAUGCUUAUGGCUUUGUAAACGGAAUAGAAGUUGUUUCCAUGCCACUUCAUCUUUACAUUCGAGGCCAUGACGUGCCCCUUCCUUUCAUUGGCUUCCUUCCGAAGAUGAUUAUGUUUAACAACAAUUCUGCCCUGGAGACGGUUUACAGAGCAACCAUGGGAGGCCAAACCAUUUCCUCCGCUCAUGAUACUGGGAUGUUCCGCACCUGGGAUGCUGAUGAGACUUACAUCUUUGGAGCUGCUUAUGGCCAGAUUGAUAUUGACAUCACUCUUUCAAUUCAAUACUCGAAGACGGUUCCAGCUUACACAGCGCCUGGAGAUGUCUAUCACACGGCACGUUCAAUGGGUCAGUAUAAUGAGAUCAACAGGAACUACAAUUUAAGUUGGUUCUUUCCUGUGGAUACUGGUUUUAAAUAUCUAAUCAGGCUCCACUUCUGCGAGAUUGUCCCUGGUAUAAACUUGGAAAACCAGAGGGUGUUUUUUAUAUUCAUCAAUAAUCAAACAGCAGAAAGCCAAGCAGACGUGAUUGUAUGGAGUAAGGGGCAUGGUAUUCCUGUUUAUCGAGACUAUGUUGUGAUGAUUCCGCCACAAGUUGUUGAGAAGCAGGAUUUAUGGUUGGAGCUACACCCCAACAUCCAAUCUAAGCCUGAUUUCUAUGAUGCCAUCUUAAAUGGAGUGGAGAUAUUCAAAAUAAGCGAUUACAAUGGAAAUCUUGCUGGACUCAACGUUCCUUUAGAUGAGUCUAAUGUUCAGCCUUCUCCUGCACCAUUCAAAAAGUCAAAGAAAGGAUUACAAAAGCAGAUUAAGUACUCACUUAGUGGGGCCUUUGUACUCUUUAUUUUCCUUUUAUUUGCUCUUGUGCUGAUCAAAACCAAGGCAAAAAGAAAGAAGGAAAAACAUAUGGAUUCAUCCCACUGUCAUUCUUUUCCUAUUAAUGACAUUAGAAAGGCAACUAACAACUUUGAUGAGUCAAAGGUUAUUCGAAAGUGGGACUUUGGGAAGGUUUACAAAGGAACCAUUACUGGUAUAGAUACUACAGUAGCUAUCAAGCGAGGGAGUAAAGCAACAACAGAACCAGAGUUCUUUGAAGAAAUAAAAAUGCUCUCUCAAAUUCGCCAUCACAAUGUCCUCUCUCUGCUAGGUUACUGUAAAGAAGACCAUGAGAUGAUUUUCGUGUAUGAAUACACGGAUAACGAUUCCCUCUCUGAUCAUCUUCAUGUGGUUGGUCAAAGGAAGAAGCCUCUGACAUGGAACCAACGGCUUGAGAUUUGCGUUGGAGUUGCUAGAGGUUUGCACUACCUCCACACGGAAGAAAAGCGUCCCAUCGUGCAUUCUGAUAUCAAUACCUCCAACAUCUUGUUAGACAAAAACUGGAGACCCAAGAUUUCAAUUUUCGGAUCAACCACGACAUCCUACAAUAGUAAUGGCUCCGAUGUCGAUGGGAGCUUUGGCUCUCCGGAUCUUAGCUACCAUUGGGAUAAAAUAGGUUCGGAAAAAACUGAAGUGUAUUUCUUUGGGUUGGUGCUGUUAGAAGUACUCUCAGGAAGGUCGGCGCCCAUUAAUCUGAAUGCAGAAAAUGAUGAGAAUGUUGGCGGUAGUGAUGAUUAUGAAAGUUUGAUUCCAUCGGCAUCAUAUUGCCUUGAGAAAGGAGAUGCUGAUAAACUUGUGGAUCAACAUUUGAAAGGAAAGAUUCCACCAGAAUCUCUUCGAAACUUUGUAAAAGUCACAAAACAAUGCUUGGCAAAGAAUGGGGUGAAGCGGCCAUCAAUAAGUGAGGUGCUUUACAACUUAGAACAGCUGCAGGUGCGUGGGGGUAGUGACUCCAAUGCCUCACCCAAAGGCUUAUUCCCACAAAGCAGCUCAGACUUGAUGCUUGGGGUGGAGUUCUCUGAGAUCAUGAUGUCUGAAGGUCGGUGAAAAUUGAAUGCUUGAACUAUACAAUUUAUGUUUGGAUUUUCUUUCUUUUCUACUUGUAAAUAAAACAUCUCAGAUUGGCUUUCUUUCUGAUGAAUGUUCACCGUGUAAUAGUUAUGACUUAACUGGUAUGUUAGUAGGAGAGCUUGAAUAUAGGUGUUACGUUAUAUAUCUUUGUUUGACUUCUUGCAACUUUAAAAACAUUUUGUAAGAAUAAUUCUUGUAUUACUAGUGUUUUUCCUCAAUGUAUGCCAUAGAGGUCUCUCUCAAUUCAAAAUAGAGUGAAUAAUUGUGUUGUAUUUCA
This is a messenger RNA of Theobroma cacao (cacao), 3016 nucleotides long. Lineage: Eukaryota; Viridiplantae; Streptophyta; Magnoliopsida; Malvales; Malvaceae. The record is from RefSeq and is a predicted model, not a curated record.